AUGGGUGCUCUAUUUUCAUUAUUUAAAAAACAAGAAUCAAAAGUUAAUGAACACGACAAGGCAGUCCUUGAAUUGAAAUCACAUCGUGACAAGGUCAAAGUUUACCAAAAGAAAUUAUCUUCUGUCAUUGAAAAAGAAAGAGAUGUUGCAAAAACUCUAUUAAAAGAAGGAAAGAAGGAAAAGGCUCUCCUGGCCUUGAAGAAGAAAAAGUAUCAAGAAAGUCUACUAGAUAAGACCCAAAAACAACUUGAAAAUCUUCAAAAUAUGGUGGAUCAAUUAGAAUUUGCUCAAAUUGAAAAACAAGUGUUCGAUGGACUGAAACAAGGAAAGCAAGCUCUUGAGAUUUUACAAAAGGAAAUGGGAUCUAUUGAAGAUAUUGAAAAAUUGAUGGAAGAAAGCCGAGAAGCAAUUCAAUAUCAGGAAGAAAUAAGCCGAAUUAUAAGUGAGAGUCUUACACCUGAUGACAUUCAUAGUGUUGAAGAGGAUUUAAACGAAUUAGAGGCUGUCAUGCUGCAAGAGAAACUGCCGCAAGUCAACAAAACGCCACUUCCAAAGAUGUCUGAGCCUAAAAAAGAUGACAUAGAAAUUGAGGAAGAUGAUAGAAAGCCUGUUCAGCUGUAA
Naegleria lovaniensis is the source of this 621-nucleotide messenger RNA. RefSeq lists its product as uncharacterized. Lineage: Eukaryota; Heterolobosea; Eutetramitea; Acrasida; Naegleriidae. The transcript has a single exon. The record is from RefSeq and is a predicted model, not a curated record. Gene Ontology annotation, biological process: late endosome to vacuole transport via multivesicular body sorting pathway; vesicle budding from membrane. Gene Ontology annotation, cellular component: ESCRT III complex; multivesicular body. Bases 1 to 621 code for a protein of 206 amino acids.